Capsaspora owczarzaki ATCC 30864 is the source of this 3115-nucleotide messenger RNA. RefSeq lists its product as hypothetical. The record is from RefSeq and is a predicted model, not a curated record. The transcript has 4 exons. NCBI's taxonomy places the organism in Eukaryota, Filasterea, Ministeriida, Capsasporidae. Bases 140 to 2953 code for a protein of 937 amino acids.
GACAGAUUCGGAUUUGGCAGUCCUACCUUUUUUGCUGUGUUCCCGCCUUUUUUUUUUUUUCAGAUCAUCCCCGCUUUCGCCCCGUCUCUCUCCUUCCUUCUUUUUCCCCCCUCCCCGGGACCUCCCAUCAUCAAUCGCCAUGUCACAACCCGAUGAUGAUGACAUUAUUUUUGAGCCUGCAACAAACCGCUUUUCAAUCUCUUCCAGCCCAGCCAUCCUGCAACGGAGGCGCAGCCAAGCACAUGCGUCUCACAGCGCCUCGGCCGCAGCACCGUCGCUGCAGAGCCUCUCUGUAACUCACUCAUCAGCACCAUUGCCGCAGCUACCAUCGCCGUCGGUGGCCGUGAGGACUGUCCCACCCGUUGUCGCUCCGGCUCAGGCGCACGCCACCAAUCCGUCCCCUGGCCCUGUCCGUGCUGAGGCCCAGUCACCUGCUUCUGCUACUCCUCGUCCGUCGUUGCUGCUUGGCAACCACGGCGGCGACACUGAGCAACAGGAGGUUGUCAGCCUCGUUACACUCGAUUCGCCGGACUUGGACCAGAUGGACACGCGCGCGAGCUUGAUGAUGCAGCCGGCCAAAUCCACAGCCAAGUCGUCCGCUGUCGUCAAGUGGCACGCUGUGGUACCGCCUGCUGGGGCCAAGUUGGCGACUGUGGGCACGAGGGACAUGCCACCCCCACCGCCAGCACCCAAGCUGCCAACCACCCGAUCCGUGCCCACCGCGUCGGCAAGUAGUCUCGGUCGGGUAUCAGCGUCAAGCAGCGAUGAGCCCGCUAGCAUCACGCAAAAACGGCGACGCGAUGCAAGCGACGAGGCUCGCGAUGGACCGACCGCUCACCCAAGCAAGCAGCCCCGCCUUGUUCAGCCCGUGCAUCAGAAGGCAACCCCUCGCGGCUUGCCGACAGGGCUUUCAGGGUUUCAAGCAUAUUCAUCAAUCCGCCUAGACCAAAGCUCGAGCUCUGAGAGCACGUCCAACAGCGCGACUUCGCCCAAUCGUCCAAUGCGCACGGCAUCUCGACAGCUGACGCCGCCGAAAACCACUGUAACGGAAUCCACGAGCAUGCUCGCGCGUCCGAGCAACGGUACUGCAGUUGGCGGUAAAGCGCGUCGUUUGGUGCUGUUGGGCUCGCAAGCCGAGAAUGAAGACCAGGCUAGCGGCAAGGCCGCGACUGCUCGCGCAACUGCGGCUCAGACGCAGAGUAACGACAACAAGGCAGCAUUUACACCCGCUCACGACGCCACCGCCCACGCGCCUCCGAAGGACGAAACAGAGUCUCCUGCCAUGCCUGCGCGCAGAUCGGGUGCGUCGCCAUCCCGUCCCGCUCGGGGGAACGACUCGAAGCUUCCGAGUCCUCCUCCCACACCGGAGCAGAUAAAGUUGGGCGCAUACCGCGCAUUAGAUCUGCGACCUUCCAUGAAGACCACCGCUCUUGCGCGGGCUGCACGUGAUGUCGAGUCUGAUGGUAUGGCCUCUUCGACUCCUGCCUCCUCGGUCGGCCAAAGCAGGGUUGACUCCCCUGCAUCCCAGAGUCGGAAUCCGCAUUCAGAUGCUCAUGCCACCAAACUCGCUGUACAAGUUCAUUCAAAACGCAGCGCAGCCUCGUCCGAGGAGGCCUCGCGGCGGCAACCCAAGCACAAGACGUCUGUUUCUUCCGAUUCCGAUUCGGACGACGAGCAACCACGAAUGGGAUUGCUUCAGCCAUCAACCCGCGCUGAUGUCAAACCUCAGCGCAAGUCCAAGCUAAAGAAAAAAGCAUCGAGAAAGUACACGUAUGAAGACAGUGACUACGAAAUCAGCGACUACGAAAUCGACAAAGACAGUGAUCGAGAAGCCGACAACGACAGUGAUCGCGAAGCCGACAAAGACAGUGAUCGCGAAGCCGACAAAGACAGUGAUCACGACGCCGACAAGGAUGAUGAACAGUCCAAUGAAGUGGACUCUAGCCCCGACUCCCCACCCACGGAUCUUGCGGCUUCCAACAUUGAAGCACCACUCAUUGAUGGACAUCGGGAGGAUUGCGACAUUUGCAAACUGAUCGUGCCCGAUUCGGACCUGCUCAUGUGCGACACGUGCACCUCUUCAUUCCAUCUGCCUUGUCUUAACUAUUCUGAGGUGCCUGCAGGCACAUGGCUCUGUCCAGACUGUGAUGCGCGCGGAAAACUAUUUGGCCCUGAAUUUUUCGACAUGCGAGUGUCUGUGGACGUAGGGUUGGCUCAAUACUGGGAAGCGCGAGAACGCUGCAUUUUAGCUUUUGAGAGGCGGCUUAAGGAGCGGGAAACCUUGAAGGAAAGCUUGCUUGCGAAGACCAACAAGCUUGAAUCGGAAAAGUUGGCCUAUGAAAAAGCCCAGGAACAUCACGAGCGCAAGCGCGACGAGAUUCGCGAACAACUUCAGGCCAUGAGCAGUUCCAUCGCGGCUCUUUCCGCAUGGUUUGGCAAAAAUUCACACUCUGGCCCAGCCCAGAGCAAAGCCGACCUUUUCUGGCUGCCCGCGGAGAAACUGCAGACAACGUCGCACACGACUCACCAGCAUCAACCGUCGGCUGAUCGCACCCACGUUGCACAACAACGCGCUCAUCCAGCAGCCAGCACGACCCCAUCCGUCGCACCUGUCGUAAGACGUCAGUUUCAGAUGGCAAGCCGCCCUUCCCCUCUUCCUGCACUUCAAACAUUACCGGCCUCGACAAGUUCACCUCUGCCUCGUGCCAGUCCAACUGCGGUGACGACGAGUACAGCCGCGGCGGCUGUCACAGCCACGACGCCGUCAAGUAGCUCGACUCUGCCUCGUGCUAGCCAAGCUGCGGCAACCAGUUCUACUACUACAACGCCCUCAUCUACUUCAGCGCUGUCUCGUGCUAGUCCAGCUGCGGCGACGAGUGCAACCACCACGGGGACGAGCACACCCACACCCACACCCAAAAUCUUUGUUUUUCAUCGUUUUGAUCCAAAUUGACCCUUCUCAGAGAGUCGUUUUCGCCCCCUUUUUUUUCUUUGGUCUUGAUUGAAUCAAGAUUCCCCUCUGCGCGUCAUGGUUAGAUUGGGUUUGUAUCUUUGAGGCAGUUUGAGACAUUUUAGACAAUUUUUUUUUUCACACAAACAAAAAGCAUUGGUUCUU